Molecule: messenger RNA, 376 nt
Organism: Owenia fusiformis
Lineage: Eukaryota; Metazoa; Annelida; Polychaeta; Sabellida; Oweniidae
Source: the annotation of a GenBank genome assembly
CACACUUCUACUAUUUCAUCAACUCCAGCUACAACACAUAGUUCUACCAUUUCAUCAACGCCAACUACAACAGACAUUUCUACUAUUGUCUCAAUGCCAACUAUAGCACACACUUCUACUAUUUCUUCAACACAAUCUACAACAAAUAAUUAUACUAUAUUGUCAACUCCAGUUACACAUACUUCUACUUUUUCACCAAUUCCAUCUACAAUACAUACUCCCCCUGUUUCGUCAACGCCAACUACAACAGACAUUUCUACAAUUUCAUCAAAUCCUGCGACAACUCACACUUCUACUAUUUCAUCUACUCCAGCUACAACACAUACUUCCCUUAUUUCAUCAACGCCAACUACAACAAACAUUUCUACAAUUUCAU